GGAGACAAGAUAGCAAGUUGAAUCGAAAUCGCCUUUUUGACAGCUAACAUAAAGAAAAUACUGUGUAACUUUAAACUUGAAUGAAUGCGUUGGUAUUUCGUACAGUUGCACCUGCAUUGAGGCAUAUCGUUAAGGAGGUUCAUUCUAUCACGUCAAACCUCUGGAAGGUUUCUGCGGAGAGUAUGCUCUGGAGCUUGUAAUGCUGCCUUAGCUGAAACGUUUCAGCUGCAGUGAAGAAAAGAAAAUACCUUUCCGUUUUAUCGAAACUCCCCGACAUAACCAGGAGGGGAGUGUGAUUUGAGAUUCCUGGAAAGCCUGUGCUUAUCCACCAAGGUGUAUCGGCGCCUGGCUAGCGGGAGUCGAAGCAUGCGUGUGAGGUCAGAGAUCAAAUUGGACGUGGAGCUGUGAUGCGUGCGGCGAGCUGCAGGAUGAACGUGGCGGCGAUACUGAACGGUCUGCUGGUGUCGGUGGUGGCAGCACUGCUCUGGAAGUACGUGAGGCUAAGCGAGCACGCUGCAGUACUGGAGGAGGAGCUGCAGCUGACCCGCCAGUCCCAGGAGUUGUCCCAGGCCCGGAUAGACUACCACGCCGCUCUGCUGGCACUCCAGGAGUAUGGCACCCGUAUGGUCUGCACCGGCAAGAUGCACACUGAUCGCAUCUGCCGCUUCGACUACCUGUGCUACUGCACCGAGGCCGAAGAGUUUGUCUUCUUCCACAGCAACUCCUCCUUCAUGCUGCCCAACCUGGGGCCCCGGCGAUUCCAGCCAGCCCUGCUGGACCUGUCCUCUGUAGAGGAUCACAACACCCAGUACUUCAACUUCCUGGAGCUGCCCGCAGCUGCCCUCAAGUUCAUGCCCAAGCCUGUGUUCAUCCCUGACGUCACCCUCAUCCUCAACCGGUUCAAUCCGGAUAAUCUGAUGCACGUGUUCCACGAUGACCUGCUUCCCAUCUUCUACACCAUGCAGCAGUACUCAGACCUGGGCGAUGAGGCCCGCCUGGUCUUCAUGGAGGGCUGGGGUGAGGGCGCACACUUUGACCUCUACCGCCUGCUGAGCAGCAAGCAGCCACUUCUCAAAGAACAGCUGAGGAACUUUGGCAAACUUAUGUGCUUCACAAAGUCCUACGUGGGCUUGUCCAAGAUGACCACAUGGUACCAGUAUGGCUUUGUCCAGCCACAGGGUCCCAAAGCCAACAUCCUGGUCUCUGGGAACGAGAUCCGGCAGUUUGCCUCAUCGCUGAUGGAGAAGCUCAAUAUCACCACGCGAGGAGGAGAGGAGAGCGCAGCGGAGGAAAAGGACGAGUACAUCGUAGUGUUCAGUCGCUCCAUCAACAGACUCAUCCUGAAUGAAGCGGAGCUGAUCCUGGCGUUAGCGCAGGAGUUCCAGAUGAGAGCGGUGAUGGUGUCUCUGGAGGAGCAGACCUUCCCCAGUAUCAUCAAGGUCAUCAGCGGGGCCUCCAUAUUGGUCAGCAUGCACGGGGCCCAGCUGGUCUCUUCUCUCUUCCUCUCCCGGGGGGCCGUCGUAGUGGAGCUCUUCCCCUAUGCGGUCAACCCAGAGCAGUACACCCCUUACAAAACCCUGGCCUCUCUACCAGGCAUGGACCUGCAGUAUGUGGCCUGGAGGAACAUGGUGGAGGAGAACUCUGUGGCCUACCCAGAGAGGCCCUGGGAGCAGGGAGGUAUAGCCCACCUGGAUAAGGAAGACCAGGAGCACAUCCUGGCCAGUAAGGAAGUGCCCAGACACCUGUGUUGUCGCAACCCAGAGUGGCUCUAUCGCAUCUACCAGGACACCAUAGUGGACAUCCCUUCUUUACUAGAGGCUCUCAGAGCGACAGUGAAAACCAGGCCCAACCUGAAGAAGGCCAAGCCUGCCAGCACGGUCCACCCAGGCCAGGUCAGAGAGCCCCAGUGCCAGACGUCGGUCCAGGCCACCAACGAGGCCAUGCUGACUGUGUCGUGGCAAAUCCCCUGGAACCUCAAGUACCUGAAAGUCAGGGAGGUGAAGUACGAAGUGUGGAUCCAGGAGCAAGGAGAGAACACAUACAUGCCUUAUAUUCUCCCCCACCAGAACUAUACCUUCUCUGAAAACAUCAAACCCUUUACGACGUACCUGGUGUGGGUGCGCUGCAUCUUUAACAAAAACCUCCUGGGGCCCUUUGCAGAUGUACUCAUGUGCAGGACAUAAUUUGAGUUGAUAUUUACAGUUUCAAGAAUGUGACUGCUUGUUCCAGAUGAUCAGAUGUUGGGGCUUUGGAUUAUUGAAGGUGAUGCUAGAAAGGUUCUGUAUAAUUUCAGCCAGUAGUUUUGAAAGUAGCGCUCACGAGACAAAAUGGGUCCCGGAAAAUGGUGCACAAUUGUAUACGACGUCAUUCAUUUUGCAUGACAUGUUACGUCGUGCACGAUAAAUGUAUGUUUCCUGCAAUUCGUAUGAUAUGUUAUGAAUUUGCAAGUGCUUUAAGAUCCCGUUCAAUCUCUUUUUAAAAGGAACUUCUGUGAUUGAGGAUUGUCUCCGAUUUGAGGAUAGUUGAUAUGAUGUAAUCUGUAUCUAGGAUGAGAGACUGUGCUGUUUGAUGAGACAACCAUGUCCUCACAGAGAGUGAAAUGCAGUAGAAAUUCAAUGGCAUUUAGCAUGGGACGAGGGAAUACAUGAGUCACGAUUUAAGGAUGCAUUGUCUGUACCUGCAGAAAGUGCUAUACAACAUGUAUUUUGGAGAUAUAGGAAUUUCUUUAAUAUACUUAUUUAUGAGCAAAAAUGUAUAGUAUAAAUUCAUGUGUUUUUUUUAUUAGUCUUAAACACUGAACCUACCUAUCUAUCUAUCUAUACCUGUACUUAUUUGAGUGUGUAAUGUCGGUUUUCAGCAAAGCCCAGGUGGGACUUUAGGAUGACUUGGUCUUGGUUUCAUACUUGAUUGGUUUGUGAUUUGUUAUACAGUUAUCUGAUAAAUCACACCUUUGUGGCUUAGCCUACCCUCCUGCACAAAGUUGUAGCUUUGUCACGUUGCCUUUCUAAUUGGCAAUUUACAUAAUUGCAGAAUGUUGCCAAAACCUUAAAGGGAUACUGUGAGAUUCUGGCAAUUGUCUACUUACCCAGAGUCAAAUGAACUUGUGGGUACCAUAUUUAUGCCUCUGCGUGCAGUAUGAAGGAAGUUAGGAUUGGCUCGCGAAAUUACUUCUAACUAGCAUUAGCACAAUGACUGGAAGUCUAUGGGCAUCUGCUAGCUGGGUAUCUGCUUCAGGCCUGGGAAAUUCCAGUCCUCGGGGACCUGAUUGGUGUCACUUUUCCCCGAUCCCUAGCAAACACACCUGAUUUAAACUAAUUGCGUUUUUAACUGGAGCUCAUGAUUAGUUAACUAUUGGUGUCAGGUGUGUUAGCUGGGGCAAAAGUGUGACACCAAUCAGGCCCCCGAGGACUGGAGUUGCCCAGACCUGCUUGCUGCAGGUACCCAUACACUUCUAGUCAUUGUGCUAACACUAGUGGCGCUUGCAACUUCCUUCAAACCACACGCAGAGACAUAAAAAGGGUAUCUAUGAGAUCAUCUGACCCUGAGGAAGUAGAUAAAGGGCUUCAUUGCCAAAAUCCCAAAGUAUUCCUUUAAGAGAAACCAAAGUGAAUUUGAAAAUAUGGUCACCAGUCUACAGUACCAUUUAAGUAUGUGUUAUUAGAUGUGAUUUGGAUUAUCUUGUGCUUCAUUGAGGCUUUAAUAUUUGCCAUUUACCGUUUUGAACUAUUGUGGCCCAUGGAUAAUAAAUUCUUCCCCUUCUAGAUUAUUUGAGAUAUUAAUUCAAGGCAGAUAACAUUUUCAAAGAGUGUGUCCAGGAAAAUAUGUUGCCAGUUUUCUAAAGAUGCUGAUUAAAACAUGCAUUAUUCAUUCAAAUGUAGCAGUCUUUUAAGAACAGGGUUCCUCUAAAUGAAAAUUAAGAGAUUCUAUUAUCAUGUAUUUAUGUGAAAGGUUCUGUUGCUGUGCGGUCACUAGAUAUGCGAGGGGUAGUUCUAUUUCUUUCAGAAAAACUGGAGUUUCUUCAAUCAGUUUCUUUGUCAUUGCCCUGUGUGUCAAAUGAUAAAUACAAAAAGGUUCAUAUCACUUCAGUGUCCCCAUUACAGCAAUUCUGAGUUCAAUUGUCCUAUUUUUUUGUUAUUCAGUCCACACAGUUGCAGAAAAUGAUCAGAAUUUCUUACUUACUAUUAAUGGGUACCAUUUCUGAUUGUGAUCAUUUACAUUUUGCGCAGGUUAUAUGCAUGCAUGAACUUGACUAUAAUUAGCCUGUUAUGCUUUUAAUUUGAAAGGGUGGUAAUGACUGCUCUGCCCCAAAUCAAGCUGGAGGAAUAACCCAUUCUAUGGCUCAUCAGUGCUGCUAACCAUGCGUGAUGCAGGGUUUGUAUCCCAAAUGGCACCCUCUUCCCUUUAUAGUGUACUACUUUUGACCAAGACCUAUAAAGGUGACCAGAGCCUAAAAAUAGGGCUGAUUUUGGGAGGUCUAUAUGAUAGUGUGCAAUGCUGCCUGUUACUUUGCAUUGCCUUGUGGUGUGCAAAACUAAAGUAAUGACUAGCUUCCCAGUAUGUACCAAGCCCCCAGAGUAAGAGUGCUGAUGUAGGAUCAGGUCUUGCUGCAGCCCUCCUGUCCUACUAAGCGUAUAUACAUUGCCUUCAGAAAGUAUUUACACCCUUUGACUUUUUCCACAUUUUGUUGUUACAAAGUGGGAUUAAAAUGGUUGAAACAAUGUACAAUUAAAUUCAUUUACAAAUAAUCUGUAAUGUCAUGUGGAAGAAAAAUACUAACAUUUGUAAAAAAACAAAACACUAAUACAGUAUAUCUUUAUUACGUAAGUAUUCAACCCACUUAGUCAAC
Molecule: messenger RNA, 4846 nt
Organism: Oncorhynchus tshawytscha (Chinook salmon)
Lineage: Eukaryota; Metazoa; Chordata; Actinopteri; Salmoniformes; Salmonidae
Product: protein O-linked-mannose beta-1,4-N-acetylglucosaminyltransferase 2-like
Exons: 3
Coding region: 408-2183 (591 amino acids)
Biological process (GO): protein O-linked glycosylation via mannose
Cellular component (GO): endoplasmic reticulum
Molecular function (GO): protein O-acetylglucosaminyltransferase activity; protein binding
Source: RefSeq, a predicted model, not a curated record